Molecule: messenger RNA, 1006 nt
Organism: Aspergillus uvarum CBS 121591
Lineage: Eukaryota; Fungi; Ascomycota; Eurotiomycetes; Eurotiales; Aspergillaceae
Product: 3-hydroxyacyl-CoA dehydrogenase family protein
Exons: 6
Coding region: 1-849 (282 amino acids)
Biological process (GO): fatty acid metabolic process
Molecular function (GO): NAD+ binding; oxidoreductase activity, acting on the CH-OH group of donors, NAD or NADP as acceptor
Source: RefSeq, a predicted model, not a curated record
AUGACCCGAAUUUCGAACGCUGUCACCCUGCUCGGCGCAGGCACACAAGGCUCACGCCUGGCCUAUAUGUGGUCUCGUCUCGGAAGACCAGUGUAUAUCGUGGACAAGAACUCGAAUCAGCUAUCCCAAGCAUCAAGCAGCAUUGAGAAGCUGCGCCGCAAAGAGUCAUCACCUAGUGAACACGGUCCAAUCAUCGAGCUCAUCGCCGCUGAUUUGGACAAGGCGCUCCGUGAAUCCUGGCUGGUUAUCGAGUGUGUCCCGGAGAAUCUAGAUCGCAAACGAUCGAUCAUCAAGCAGCUCGACAGCCAAGCCGAUCCAGAUAUCAUCAUCGCGUCCAACUCCAGCAGCUACUCAAUCACGGAGGUCUGCGACGGCCUGGAGUUCAACGCCGAUGACCGAUUCGUGAAUCUGCACUCUUUCUGGCCACCAGAGACACGAGUCCUCGAAAUAAUGGGCACCGACAAAACCCGCCCCGAGAUCAUCCCGCGCCUCAUGAACGAGUCCCGCGAGCAUGGCUUCCAGCCCUUCCACGUCCGCAAGUCCUCCACCGGAUACAUCUUCAAUCGGAUCUGGGCCGCGAUUAAGCGAGAGACUCUGAUGGUGCUGGAGGAAGGCAUUGCCACCCCGGAAGAAGUCGACCAGAUGUACAAGGCCGUCCUGCACACUCCCAAGGGCCCCUGCGAGCAGAUGGAUGUGGCCGGGCUGGACGUGAUCCUGGCGAUCGAGGAGCAUUACGCGGAGGUCCGUUCGGGCAUCCCCGACGGACCGCGCAAGUAUCUGCGGGAGAUUGUGGGUCGGGGGGACCUUGGGGUGAAAACUGGUGCUGGGUUUUUUGAUUAUAAUGAGUAAGGAGAUGGUGACAGUGUGGGUGCUUAUGUUUCUGUAUACUGUCUUGUGAAGUCCCUUGGCUUGAGUCUGGUUUAUGUGAUUCAUGAUUGUUGUCAGUUAUCAAGGGACGGCAUGUAAAGUAUUUCGGUCUACGAAGUAUGGGCAUCUUGGCUGGUUG